UUGUCGGCUGAGAAUCGGUCAUUUAAGACGUGCGCACAAGAGCUGUUUAUACAUAGUGACGUAGAGACUGUAGUAGAAGCAGAUUUUUCAAAACUCCUCUCAGAAGAAGACGAGUACAUGACAAAGGGGAGUGGAUUUACGUUAUCGUGUAUAGACGGUGUCCUUUUGGGGGUGUAUAAAUACACUCCUUUAGGCGGUUGUUCUUAUAUUCCGUUACCGGAAAAUAUAGAGAAGAAAAAAAGUACAAUAAACCCGCAGAAUAUCGAUGAAGAGUGUUUUAAGUGGGCGAUUCUCGCAAAACAUGUGAAAAAUAAUACUCGUAAACGGGUCGGUUCGAAUUAUUACGAUGAAGAACAUAGAUAUGACUUUUCCCAGAUAACAACGCCCACACCUAUAUCUGAUGUAAAAUUAUUCGAGCGCUGUAAUCCUAAUACUUCCGUUAACGUGUACGGAUUAUUUAAUAAUAUUAAUAAUAAUAAUAAUAAUAGGUCAUCUAAAGACAUCGUACAUCCGAUAAAGGUCUGCGAUACAGAGAAAGAAGAUCACUUCGAUUUAUUAUUCAUAAACGACGUAGACACGGGGAAAAGUCACUAUUGUUAUAUAUCAAAUUUUACGCGGCUUAUAAGCGAUCAAAAAAAUAGACAUGAACAUCGGUUGUUUAUAUGUAAAAAAUGUUUUACGACUUUUAACAAUCAACCGUUAAAAUAUAGAUUAUACGGUAAAGAGGCGCUAACGGCACACAAGAAAAUAUGUAAGGUACACCGAGCAAUUGUCCCCGUAAUGCCACAGGAGGGGGACAUACUAAAAUUCGAGGGUUGGCGUAAAACUCAAAGAUUACCGUUUGUAAUCUAUGCCGAUUUUGAAGCGCUUUUAUUGCCUAUUGAACAACAGCACGGAUCAAACACUCGAACGUUUCAACAACAUCGUGCAAUGAGCUAUGGAUUCUUAGUAAAGGUAGGCGAUCACGUGCCCGCAGAAUUACUCGAACAAUUCGAAAUUCCGCGGUCGGUCGUAGUUUACCGCGGAUCUGAGAACGCCGAUGAUGUAGCUAAACAAUUUGUUAUGGCCGUGACCAGUAUAGCGGAGAGGAUACACGAGCUUCUUAGUAAAACAAACGUUCCGAUUGUUAUUACCGACGAGCAACUGCGUGUUCACCAUACAAAAAUACAUUGCGAACUGUGCAAAAUCAAGUUCUCGCAUGGAAACCGCCUAGUAGUACACCAUGAUCAUUUAACGGGAGAGUUUUUAAAAAGUCUCUGCAAUAAUUGCAAUCUUAAACUGGUAACGCAAAACUUUGUUCCGUGUUUCAUACACAAUUUAUCGAGAUACGAUCCACACUUCAUCGUUACAGAACUGGGAUACAACGAGCAACGUAUCUCGAUUUAUGGCGUCAAAACUGUUCACACUAGCUGA
Molecule: messenger RNA, 1413 nt
Organism: Sipha flava (yellow sugarcane aphid)
Lineage: Eukaryota; Metazoa; Arthropoda; Insecta; Hemiptera; Aphididae
Exons: 2
Coding region: 118-1413 (431 amino acids)
Source: RefSeq, a predicted model, not a curated record